Molecule: messenger RNA, 831 nt
Organism: Lotus japonicus
Lineage: Eukaryota; Viridiplantae; Streptophyta; Magnoliopsida; Fabales; Fabaceae
Product: V-type proton ATPase 16 kDa proteolipid subunit-like
Exons: 3
Coding region: 132-626 (164 amino acids)
Biological process (GO): proton transmembrane transport
Cellular component (GO): proton-transporting V-type ATPase, V0 domain
Molecular function (GO): proton-transporting ATPase activity, rotational mechanism
Source: RefSeq, a predicted model, not a curated record
GUUGAGAAUUUCUGAAGUCACACACCCCACGUUUCACAACCGCUCCCUCCGUGUGCUUCGAUCUUCUUUCUCUGCGAUCACCGUAAUUCUUAGAUCGGAUCUAUCUAUUCGACGUCGUCGUUUCACCAUCAAUGGCUCCGUUCAGCGGCGAUGAAACGGCACCGUUUUUCGGCUUCCUCGGCGCCGCAGCUGCACUCGUUUUCUCAUGUAUGGGAGCGGCGUAUGGAACGGCAAAGAGUGGUGUCGGUGUGGCUUCAAUGGGAGUGAUGAGACCGGAGCUGGUGAUGAAGUCGAUUGUUCCUGUUGUUAUGGCUGGAGUUUUGGGUAUUUAUGGACUUAUUAUUGCUGUUAUUAUCAGUACUGGAAUUAACCCUAAGGCCAAAUCUUACUACCUCUUUGAUGGUUAUGCGCAUCUCUCCUCUGGUCUUGCCUGCGGGCUUGCUGGGCUCUCUGCCGGCAUGGCUAUUGGUAUUGUUGGUGAUGCUGGUGUCAGAGCCAAUGCACAGCAGCCAAAACUUUUUGUUGGAAUGAUUCUUAUCCUCAUCUUCGCUGAGGCUCUUGCCUUGUAUGGUCUCAUCGUCGGUAUCAUCCUCUCUUCUCGUGCUGGUCAGUCCAGAGCUGAGUAAGAAAGGAGCUGUGCUGCAAAAUAUUCUUUGACAGCCUUCUUAUUAAGAGGGCCACAGGGGGUUAAUUUUUUAGUUGUGAGGUUAGUGAUUCGGACACCAUUUGCAGGAUUUAACAAAUACUUAUGUGAAAGCAGUGGCUCCACCUGCCAUUUGGUAUGUUUGUAUAAGUAGUUUUUCUUUGCUUAAUAAAGCUUCUUUAGCUUCA